Messenger RNA from Aspergillus pseudonomiae, 1034 nucleotides. RefSeq names its product CTAG/PCC1 family protein. NCBI's taxonomy places the organism in Eukaryota, Fungi, Ascomycota, Eurotiomycetes, Eurotiales, Aspergillaceae. Gene Ontology annotation, cellular component: EKC/KEOPS complex. The transcript is spliced from 2 exons. The record is from RefSeq and is a predicted model, not a curated record. Bases 96 to 422 code for a protein of 108 amino acids.
CGGUGGUCUACUGUUUUAACCCUGCAUUUUGCUUCGUUGGAUUUUUUACCUUUUCAGCACGGACAUCGAAUCCAACUAGAAAACUAUCCGGCAUCAUGGCCUCCGCUGAAGUAUUCCCCUACACUUUGACAGUCUCCCUCCCCCUCCCCUCAAAUCGCCUUGCAACUUCCGCUCUUCGUGCGAUUGAAGUCGACACCGAACUCUCCCCCUUCGUCCGACGCGACAUGGUGGUAACCACUCCGAAGGGCAUUCAAGCGGAUACCGAAGGGGCAAAGACUGUACUCGAGACUACAUACCGUGCAACCACCAACCGGAUGCUGCGGGUGGCUGUCAAUGGGUUCAUGGAGAGCCUUGGGGUCGUACUGGGGGUAAUGGAGGAGUUGGAUGUCGAUGUAUUAGAAGCGGAGGGAGUUGAGAAAUGAGCCCAACUCGCAAUGGGUAACAUCUACGUCCCGCUUAGCUGGAAACGGAUACAAUUUGUGCAACAUCCUAUGGCUACGGCGUCCUCCUUGUCGGACAACAAAGCAUACCGGAAUCGCUAUCGGCUGGACGCACUCUUCAGGAGAGUAUGAGUGUGUGGGUAUUCCCCAAUGUCGUAUAACGGGGAACAUAUCGUCGAUGGGAAGAGGCAUGGCGUCCGGGGUGGAUGGGGAAUCAUGGGUGAAUGUUCCUGCCAAGGUUCUACUUGAUGACGCAGAAGCGAGAACCCUCUGUAGCACAAAAUAGCUACGAGGUGCACAGCCUUUUGAAAUGUAUGUAUGCAUGUCUCCAAUUAUGUAUGUACAUACAUGUCUUGUUGUCGGGUUGGUCGAAUAGUCUUGGGAUGUCUGUGUCUGUCGCCGCGAUGUUCGGCAUGCUAGCCUCCAGCUGCUUAGAGAAUCUGCCAUAGGCCAAGAUUUAAUAUAACCGAAGUCAUUUGCGGAGAUUGAGCGGUGAACAACUUCCGGCGGCACAUCGUUGCCAGUAAAGCGAAGUGAAAGACAAUCGUCUCAGGGAAUCGCUGGAUAACGGGAGCCAUGACGCGUGGAAGGUGC